Messenger RNA from Nomia melanderi (Alkali bee), 3220 nucleotides. RefSeq lists its product as uncharacterized. Gene Ontology annotation, biological process: positive regulation of apoptotic process; apoptotic process. Lineage: Eukaryota; Metazoa; Arthropoda; Insecta; Hymenoptera; Halictidae. The record is from RefSeq and is a predicted model, not a curated record. Gene Ontology annotation, cellular component: cytoplasm.
UAAGAGAUUCGUCUCGAGCGGCGCCACAGAUCACUGACCAUUUUCUUGAUGCGUAAAAAAAUAAAAUAUCUGUUAAGAAAGCCGCAGCCGACCAUUGUUAGUGCAUAGUAUCGAUUCUGAGUAUUUUCGAGAACAAUUGUGUGUUUGAUACGGAAACUAUUUUAAUUAUUAUCGUAUUAUCGAAGUAAAGCAUUGAGGAUCGUGCUUUAUGCGAAACAGCGCAUGAACGAUCGAUAUGCCUAUCUAUCUGUAACCUAUGCAAUCGUUGCGGACCGUACGUGUUUAUGGAUGUUUCAAUGGUUGACAGCUGUCAAUCGUACAUAGGUUGGUAGUGAGUCACCGCAUCGUCAGUGGAACUAGGUGAAGACUGCUCACCUCGGCAGACAAACCUAAAAAUCAAGCACUCGCUUUUUUGGCCUCCAAGUUUUGUGCUGGUCCACUACAGGUAUCACACACCAUCACCCACCCCUUUGUUCAGAUGUCCAGGUAUUUUUUUGAUAUAACCGGCAUGGCGUCUAGUUCCGUCAGCCAGGAAGACUUUGACGACUAUGAGUUAGCAUCCAGAAGAUCAAGAAUUAGAACGGCACGAGCAAGGGUUGGUCCACCCAGAACAGGAGACACGUCUUCAAUAAACUUUCAAAAAAGUACACCAAAUGUGGAGGAGUCUCAAGGUGUAUGUGAAACAAGUUCCAACAGUGUGCCUAGUCAUGAGAAUCAACAGAACAAACCAAUAAUGAGGAAACAGGACAAACGUGUCACUGGCCGUGUCUUUAGUGUCGUAUCCUGUUUGCACAGGCCAACGCACAUAAAUAAGGGCAAGCAGCAACGUGACAGACGGAAACUUAGGGAAAAGAGACGAAGUACUGGAGUAGUGCAUUUACCGUCGACGGAGAGUACAGGAGGUAGUACAGGAGAAGAUGAAGAAGAGCUUAGUGGCACUUGUCUUGAAACUAAACACAACACAUAUCACAAUGAGUUCCUUGAUCCUGAACUCAUAGAAGAUCGGACUGCAAAAAUGUUUACACAAAGGCGUAACAAAAGGCAUUACCGUACUUCCUACAGGUCAUGUAUAAAUAGGCACAGUUGCCAUUCCGAUUUUGAAGCAGAUGACGAGGAGUUUGAUUCCUUGAAUCAGUCGGACAGUGUCAACCAAUCGGAUCACGGAAAUCAUGAACCGCAGACAUCAGUAAACACCGGAAAUAGGCCAAGAGUGCCUACACCGACUGGAGACAAUCCUCACGAGUUAAUAGAACGGGCGCAGGAGGAGAACAGAAGGCUAUUGUCACUCCUCGAAGACCGAGAUCACAAGAUCAUGGCGUUAGAAGCACGCUUGCUGCAACAGCAACAUGAAAUGACGUUGGAACGGGAACGAUUGCGAGACGAGAACGCCGCGUUAAUCCGCGCAAUGGCAGCUUUGGCCAGCAAUUAACUUCUCUUUACGCGGGACAGCCCGGCGACGCACUGUCUAUUUUACGGAUCGAUUCUUAGAGACCGCGGAUCAGCCGUGAAUAAGCAACAUAUACCAAUAGUUUCCAUUAAUCGUGAAUUUACCCGUUAAUAAUAGCCGGAAAAGGACAGAUAGCGAAGCGGCUCUUAAACAGAUACGAAAAGAGAGACACAAAGGCAGAAACGAAACCGACGAUUCAUAUAAAAAAUCGCAGCCCGAGAGAAUCAGGAUACGUUACGCUACAUACAGUCCGCUCUCAAUUCCUCUGUAUCAUGUUUUUUCGUAACAAGCAAUAGAUCUCGUCGCACGAGCAAAGAGAAGUAAUCAUAAUUUAUCUGCUUCACCUAUAGAGCUUUAGUUGAGUGAAUUUUAUUAUGCAAUGAGAGUAAAGAAGAAAAAAAGAUAUAUAUAAAUAGAUACAUAUAAAUAUAUAUAUAUAUAUAAAUAUAUAUUGUUUUGCGUCGUCGUAUCGUUGGUAUCUAAUCAUGGUCGAUAAUGGUGGGGUUAAAUAUGUUUUUCGCGAUGUAACAGCGUAAACAGUAGACGAGGUGCUCCAGUUUGUUAUAUAUCAUUGUUAGACGAGUGAUCAAGAUUAAGAAUCGUCUUUGAAUCUAUGCUUGACGCGAUCGCGAAUCUCCUCUAAGUAACGACGUUUUUACUGUAAAACCGAUCUGCGUAGUGUGACGUGCAAAAUAAUAUCCGUCUGAAAAUAUUUCUCGGUAAUCACUUCCAUCUACGAAAUUAUUAAACACUGUAGACAGUGUCCGUUGCCAAUUCUAUCAAAGCAUAAGGAUAACAAGAUUUCCUUCGAUACCGUAACGACACACGUCUAUUAGAAUAUUAAUUGAAAAGGAUCGUUUUUGUACCCCAUAGUUUUGCACGUCACUAUAUAUCAGCGAUGCUCGACACGUUCGUCGUGCCGUGUCACUUUUUUACCCGCGAAAAUGUUCGCUUCGCCGCUCGUCUCUCUCUCGUUGGGGUGACGAAUGUGUUUACAAGAAGGGUGUUUAACGUGGAAACAAAUUCGGACGUGGGUUUGUGCGAAUCAAUUCGCGAACAGAGAGGCACAGAACAAGCAAUUCCGUAUCGCAUUUAAUUCGACCGUGCGAGAGGGAUCGUGUUUGAGACGGGGGGCGAGUAACGAGGUCCAGAAGACAAACCACGAAUCCUCUAUCUACUAUUACUUGUAAUACCGUUACAACUAAAGCUCCGGCUUAUCCGUUCAAUCCGCCAUUGUAAACGGAUUCAUGGGCGCGUUGCGAUUCCGUUUGGAAGCAGACACCGACUGGAGCCUUAGUUACAACCUAAUAUUUUACACAGCGAUGCGUGUAUACAGGGCGUCUCGCGUAAUAUGACAGCAGCACAAGGUACGGUCAUUAAAUCCUUGGGACAGCCUAUGUAUACACGUGUGCAGCUAGAAAAAGCAGGAGACUGAGAAUGCGAGUUACAUUGUGCAUGUUGAGCGAACAUUGUCGAGAGAAAGUAACAGGUCGAAUUUGUAAUUUACGUACUUGAAUCGUAUGCACAAUCACGUUUUUAUUUGUUGAGGGGAAAUAUAAAUCUCGGAACAAUGAAACGAGGAAAGUGGCAACCACGCGAACGGCUGCUCCGCUUUACCGUCCGUUUCACCGCGGGACGCGCCACGGCGGCCAUCUUGGUCCCGCGUGUCCGUCGAUUUCGAGGGAAUCAUGUUCGACAGAAAAGAUUGCUCGGUCUAAGGAUUGAACCCGACUCCAUCGCAAGAAUUUGGAAACUUUAUUAUAUUCGAAAUUC